Molecule: messenger RNA, 1175 nt
Organism: Chaetomium fimeti
Lineage: Eukaryota; Fungi; Ascomycota; Sordariomycetes; Sordariales; Chaetomiaceae
Product: Rieske [2Fe-2S] iron-sulfur domain-containing protein
Exons: 4
Coding region: 198-923 (241 amino acids)
Biological process (GO): mitochondrial electron transport, ubiquinol to cytochrome c
Cellular component (GO): membrane
Molecular function (GO): 2 iron, 2 sulfur cluster binding; quinol-cytochrome-c reductase activity
Source: RefSeq, a predicted model, not a curated record
AGCGCCUUUCCUGAAAAACCUCAGUCCACGGACUCGGCCGACGUCGACAAGCACCACCCAACGAACCCGCCGUUCCGCCCGCUCCGCCCUCCCCCCUCCCGCGCGGAUCACAGCGACGACAACCCCCCCGCCCCAACCGCGCCGAACGAUCCCGAUUCAAUUGACACACACACACACACAAAACCAACCAACACACAAUGGCGCCCCUCCAAACUGUGUCGCGCGCCCUCGCGCGGUCCGCCGCCGCCGCCCGGGUACCGGCCACGGCCACCACCACCACGACUACGGCCACGGCGGUCCGCGCCAUGAGCUCGACCCCGGCCCUCCGCGACUCCUCGUCGUCCUACCAGAGCCCCUUCAAGGGCGAGUCCAAGACCAAGGUCCCCGACUUCUCCAAGUACAUGUCCAAGGGCUCCGGCAGCACCAAUGCGCUGUUUUCGUACUUUAUGGUCGGCACCCUCGGCGCCAUCUCGGCUGCGGGGGCCAAGUCGACUAUUCAGCAGUUCCUUGUCAACAUGUCUGCUUCGGCUGAUGUCUUGGCCAUGGCCAAGGUCGAGGUCGACCUCGCUGCUAUUCCGGAGGGCAAGAACGUCGUCAUCAAGUGGAGAGGCAAGCCUGUCUUCAUCCGCCACCGGACCGCCGCCGAGAUCGAUGAGGCCAACAGCAUCAACGUCGCCUCAUUAAGAGACCCCGAAACCGACGACCAGCGCGUGAAGAAGCCCGAGUGGCUCGUCAUGUUGGGCGUCUGCACACACUUGGGUUGCGUGCCCAUCGGCGAGGCCGGUGACUUCGGCGGGUGGUUCUGCCCCUGCCACGGCUCCCACUACGACAUCUCGGGCCGCAUCAGGAAAGGACCCGCCCCGCUCAACCUCGAGAUCCCGGCGUACGACUUCUCCGACGACGGCAAGCUGGUUGUCGGUUAAGCAACACGCCCUGCAUGCGAGGGAGCAGCACAAAUGGAUAUGGGACGGGGAUGGAGAAGGGCGGUGGUGUAUUAGUACAGUACGGGACUUGGGCGAAACAAAAGAGAGCGUUCGCAGGGUUUUCCGAUUCCAGCGCGCCCUUAUAGACCAUAAACCGCGGAGCAAGCCUGACUGCUGCUUUAAGUUUGGGCAUUUUCUUUUUCCGUUAGCUUUCCUCCCCUUAGACCUUGUUCUUUGGUCAAGCCGAUUGUA